AUGAAACUAGAAACUCGAGUGCAGAUCGGAACUAGGUGGAAAGGAUGGGGCACGUCGCUCGCAUGGCUGGGCAACUACAUCGGCGGGUUCCCCCAGGCGGCGAUGGACCCUCUGCUGGACCUCAUGUUCCUCCCCUCGGGCCUCAACCUCAAUAUAGUGCGAUUCAAUAUAGGCGGCGGCUCCGUCCCUCAAUACAGCCCUCAGCUAUACACUGAUUCUUCCAUGCGCUGGCGGGCCAUGCCGGGGUACUGGCCGGCGCAGGCAGCGGGGCUCAACUGGACAGCGGAUUCGAGGCAGCAGGCGGUGCUGCUGGGAGCCAAGGCCCGCGGGGUGAACGUGUUCGAGGCGUUUUCCAACAGCCCGCCCUGGUGGAUGACCGCGAGUAAAGACGUUUCAGGGGCAAAGAAGAAGUGGAGGACGAACCUGCUGCGAAGGUUCGAGGGGAAGUUUGCCAAAUACCUCGUAAAAGUCGUGGAAGGGUUUGCAAAAAACCCGGCGCUGGGGAAAAUCGAAUUCGAUACGCUGGAGCCGUUUAAUGAAGGGCUGGAGGGACAAUGGGUGGCCGGGAUGGAGCAGGAAGGAUGCAACUUCAACCCACCUGAGAUGAACCGAGUUCUUCUCAAGACUUGGCUGGCUCUGCGGAAAAGGAAGCUCAAGACAAAGCUGGUUGGGGUCGACAGCAACGCGGCUCUGACCAGCUUAGGGUUACCACUGGUCCUUAGGAAAACCCUCCUGCACAGGAUCAGCGUGCACGGUUACACUCUCCCGCCAGAAAAAUCUGGUGAGGCCCGGGAGUCGGCCAUUGGUGGUGCCAAGUAA
Closterium sp. NIES-65 is the source of this 819-nucleotide messenger RNA. NCBI's taxonomy places the organism in Eukaryota, Viridiplantae, Streptophyta, Zygnematophyceae, Desmidiales, Closteriaceae. The record is from the annotation of a GenBank genome assembly.